Messenger RNA from Archocentrus centrarchus (flier cichlid), 5388 nucleotides. It is a transcript of the gene pou6f2, whose product is annotated as POU class 6 homeobox 2. The transcript has 13 exons. Lineage: Eukaryota; Metazoa; Chordata; Actinopteri; Cichliformes; Cichlidae. The record is from RefSeq and is a predicted model, not a curated record. Gene Ontology annotation, biological process: regulation of transcription by RNA polymerase II. Bases 363 to 2384 code for a protein of 673 amino acids. Gene Ontology annotation, molecular function: RNA polymerase II cis-regulatory region sequence-specific DNA binding; DNA-binding transcription factor activity, RNA polymerase II-specific.
GGAACGACGACACGGAUAUUCGACAGGAUAGACGGAGACAAAUAUAUAUAAAAAAUGAUGCCAGACUUUUCUCAUCAUAGUGGUUAAAUGAACCCUUCAGAUGUCAGGCAACUCCCCUGGUCCUUCUGCUUGCCAGAUUCCACAUGAAUACUUUUCUGAACAUGGUGGCUAAAUAAACCCUUCAGAUAUUGGUCGGCUCCCGUGGUCCUCCGUCACUCUGCUGACAGCUGCUUGCCUGAGUCCAGAUGAAUGCCAAAGGUCUCCAGAGACAGUGUGAGGGGAAACUGACUUUGAGGAGCAGCAGUGUGUGAAUCUCUGCGGUGUCGCUCCUCUGCUGCUGCCAGUGCUCCCUCCAGGAUCCAAUGAUUACAGGGCAGCUGAGCAAGCCGCUGCUCUCCCUGCGCAGCGACAUGAGCGCGGCAGAACUCCGGGCGGACGACAAAGCGGCCACCCCAGACAGCGAUCUGAACGACGAGCCCCUGCUCCUGCCCUCCGAGGCCACGGACAGAGAGGGCACUCCCAACAAGCUUUAUGGAGCUCGUGACGGAUCGGUUCAGUCUGACGCCAGCAGCAGUCCCUCCGAGCAGAGUCAGCUGGGCCAGACGCACCCAGGAUACCCAAUGGGUCCACAGUCUCUCCUGGUGGCUCAGCAACUGGCUAACGCGGUAGGUGGUGUGAUGUCCGGGGCGGCACCAGGCAUGAACCAGCCCAUCCUCAUCCCCUUCAACGCAGGCGGGCACCUGGGUGGGCAGCAGGGCCUUGUGCUUUCUCUGCCCACAGCCAACAUCCAGAGUCUGGUGGCUGCUGCUGCUGCAGGGGGCAUCAUGACGCUCCCCCUCCAGAACCUGCAAGCUACCUCAUCACUGAACUCCCAGCUCCAGCACCUGCAGCAGCUCCAACAGAUGCAGCAGCACCACCACCAGCAGCAGCAGCAACAGCAGCAGCAGCAGCAACAGCAACAUCAGCAGCAGCAACAGCAGCAGCAGCACCACCAUCACCAACAGACUCAUUCCCAUAACCAGAACCAGCUGCCAUCCCAGCAUCACAUGACCCCAUCCAGCCAGCAGCAGCAGACCUCCGUCCCGUCUCCAGGCUCUACCUGCUCCUCCACCUCCGGGCAGCCACAGCAGUCCCCACCACACCGACCCAACCAGUCUCCGGCUCGGAGCCUUCCAUCGCCCGUCACUCCACCCAUGCCUUUGCCUAUGAAUCCUCUGGCCAGCCAGGCGGCGGUAGCAGCAGCAGCAGCCAUGGGAUCCAUCGCCAGCUCACAGGUGUUUGGCAACACCCUGUCAAACCUGCAGGGGGCCACCGGGCAACUGGUCACCAACGCACAAGGACAGAUAAUUGGAACAAUCCCACUGAUGCCCAACUCUGCAGGGCCCUCCAGCCAAUCAGGGGGUGGCAACCCAGCACUGCAGGUACAGCCAAUUACACCUCAGCUUCUGACCAAUGCUCAAGGCCAGAUCAUCGCCACAGUGAUCGGCAAUCAGAUCCUGCCUGUCAUCAACACCCAGGGAAUCACGCUGUCACCAAUCAAGCCUGGACAGCAGCUGCCUCAGGCUCAGCAGGGUCAGACCGGCCCCGCAUCAUCUCAGCCCAACCUGCUCCACAUGCCCCACAGACAGAGUCCUCUCCACCAGGCCUCUUCCUCCUCCUCCACCUCCUCCUCUUCCUCGGCUCUCAGCGUGGGGCAGCUGGUCAGCAACCCGCAGACCGCCCCCAGCGAGGUGGACGGGGUCAACCUGGAGGAGAUUCGUGAAUUCGCCAAAGCAUUCAAGAUCCGCCGGCUGUCCCUGGGCCUGACACAGACUCAGGUGGGCCAGGCGCUCAGUGCAGCCGAGGGGCCGGCUUACAGCCAGUCUGCCAUCUGCAGACACACCAUCCUGAGAAGCCACUUUUUCCUACCACAGGAAGCCCAAGAGAACACUAUAGGUAGCAGUCUGACAGGCAAACUGAACCCUGGCCUUUUAUAUCCUGCCAGGUUUGAGAAGUUGGACAUCACCCCUAAAAGCGCCCAGAAGAUUAAGCCCGUUCUGGAGCGCUGGAUGGCCGAGGCUGAAGCCCGCCACCGAUCCGGCAUGCAGAACCUGACUGAGUUUAUCGGCAGCGAGCCUUCGAAAAAACGCAAGCGGAGGACCUCUUUCACCCCGCAGGCGCUCGAGAUCCUCAACAGCCACUUUGAGAAGAACACGCACCCCUCUGGACAGGAAAUGACGGAAAUAGCAGAGAAACUGAACUAUGACCGGGAGGUGGUGCGUGUGUGGUUCUGCAACAAGAGGCAAGCCUUGAAAAACACAAUAAAGCGUUUGAAACAGCCCGACCUUGGCGCUGCCGCCCCAAUGGACCCUCUCACUGAUUCUCUAGAGGAGCUCCCGAAAUGAACGAGCUCUCUGACCAAACAGUGGAGUGGAAAAGUGGCAGCCAUUAAAAACAACAAAGGGUGGAUGAGCUCCUCUUGAAAUGAGAACUGACAAAAUGUUGCCCAAGUCACCCGGAUGGACAGUCACGAGUUUGCCAACAAAAACUAUGUGUUGUCAGUGUGAUUACCACAGUUAUGUAAAUUACCUUGGCGAAACCAAAAAACACGAAAAAAGAGAUUAAUAUCUGAGAAUUAUGUAAAAACAUACGGUGUGCUGUUUCAAAGAGUUUUUAGAUUCUGGCCUUACAGACCAGACUGUCGCCCAAAAUUUUGGUUCCCACCAGGAGGGAUUUAGUAGAGAGAUCAUACCAAAUCAAAACACUAUUUACCAAAGUCUGUUGCAUCUGAAUAAUUUUGUAAUGUAAAUGUGCUCUAAAUUUUUACAUUUGUACUGGCAGAAUCUAAGCUAUAUCUGUGAGGUUGAGUAUACAUUUUAUCUUUGUCUCGCUUACCUUUUUUCUUCAUUGUUUGUAUGUAAAUAUUUAAAAAAAAACAAAAAAGAAAGAAAGAAAGAUGCUGUCUUCAAAUUGAAAUCACACUGAUUAAAAAAAAAAUCUCUUUUGGACAUAAAAAAAUUAACCUUUGCUGUUAAACAAUUGCAUAAUAAUGUUGUUUGCCUCUGAUUUGUGUUUCAUCUCCAAAUAUUUUCAGUCACAGUGUAACUUUGUACAACUUUUACAGGUAUUUAUUAAUAAGUUCAUGAGAUUGAUUCACAGGAUGGACAAAAGGAAAAGAAACUAAGGACUGUCACAUGAUAACUAUGAUGAUGAUGAUGAUGAUGAUGAUGAUAAUGUGGGGUUUCAGUGUCUGUCAAGUCUACUGCAGCUUUGUUUCGAGCUACUGUGUCAUUCUAUUGCCAAAGCCUGAUAGCCAAAGAACACACACACACACACAACUUCAGCUCAAGGACUGGGGGAAGAUUUUACCUUUUUAUUUAUCUGUUCCCACGACUUUCUCUCCCCUUUUUCUAAAGUGUUUUAUUCUGUGGGUCAAGUUGAACAAAACAAACAAACAAAAAAAAAAAAAAUGUCAAAACUGUCAUGUCAAACAGCUGCCAAAAAGUGUCUGCUGUGAUGAAAAUGUGUUCUCUUUUUGAGCCAAUUUGCUUGUGCAUGCUUGAAAUCACGCCACAUGAAAAGAUAGUUACAUUUAAAUUUCACCAGGAAGGCCAAAAUUAGCAUUGAAAAUCUGAAUUUUCAUAAUUAUUUUACAUGAUACACCUUGAAACAUGAAGUGAAAUUAACCAAAUGUUUGGUUGAAGCUUUUCUGUUGCCACUGACCAAACUGCUUUUUUAUAACCGUAAUAUCUCACAUCAAAUGUGCUUUUCUCCAAAGAUAAAUUGCUCUUUCCACUGUAUUCUGCAUUCCUUUCGACUAAGUCAAUGUCACAGUCAAAAAAAAACAAAAAAACACUUUAUCUUAAACCUUUUAAUUUAAAAGGUUAACUGCAAGUGUUCAGUUUUUGUCCACUGAUUUUUAGAGUAAUUCACACUCCAUUCCUGUGCGCUCUUACUUUGUCAGAAACAUCAAUAAUCCAGGCAACAACAACAGCAACAACAAAAAAGAAACCCUCUUAAACCGUCACUGCAAAUAUUUGGCUCCUACAAAAACCCUCACAGGAAAAAAAAAAAAAAAAGAAAGAAAAAAGAGGUGAAUGCUGAGAAUAAGUGUCACAUGUCAGAGUGAGUGAACUUAAUUUGAAGUGAGGUGAAAUUUGAUGCAAUUUAUUCAGAAUCAUGUGUCUGCUCGAUAUAUGUCCUUUCAUGUCACAUUGGUUAUCUCAGUUUUUCAGUCCUUUUUUUUUUUUUGUGCACUGCCGGGUUCUUCUUCGCUGCCUGGAAAACGUACACGCACACACUGUAAAUGGUAGAAUAACACUUGAAGAAGCUUUACACGUGUGUGUUUUUAAAGAAAUCACUGAGGUUGUCUUGGAAAAGCAGAGAAGGCAGCUGCAAACUGUGGAGAAUUUCACUAAAUUUUCAUCUGCGCAUCCACAGCAGCUCCUGCUGUACGUCUUUUCACAGAUGUUUGUUGUUGUUUUGUUUUGUUUUUUUAUCUUCUUUUAAAUGCAUUGACUCCUACAGAUUUUGUGCAUUUUUAUUUUGCUUCCAGGAGAAAAAAAAAAACACUUAACUUCAGGCGAACCUUUGGCCAAGAAAUACAACUCUGCACAGAUAUGAGAAAGCAGCAGUGGAUCCGUUCUGAAGCUUAACAAUAAAGCUGUAACCAAAACCAAAAAAUAAAUAAAUAAAUAAAAGACGACACAGAAAGGAGUUAUGCCUUUGCUCAACUUUUCAAUGCUGGACCAAAGCUCUAUAGUUAUGCACAUUGUACAGAGAAAUAGAUUCAUAAUGUUGACAAUCUUUAAAAAUCUGAGAAGAAAAGGAUUGAAGCGUAGAAUUGUACAUUAGUUCAUCCAAGGUUUACCUCAGUACUGUUCUUGUGAGAAUCAUAAAAAUGCCAUACAAGCAGCCGCAGGUCAGUAGAAAAGAUGAAAAGACGACUACUCUGCACUGUGUGUGUGUCCAUGUUCACCUUCAACGUGGAGGGAGAGGCUUGUGGGGUUUUUUUUAUUACGUGACACAUGAUUGUUUUAUUUUCGUGAAGUGGUCUCCUGAGCCACAUGUGAGUCAUCUCUUUUAUAUUAUUGUAGGAUUAUUUCUCUUUUUUUGUGCCAUAUGUUCACCUCUCAGUUUUCAGAGCUCUGUAGACCUACGUAGAGGAAAAAAGGAGAUUACAGUAAUGUUGCUCUUAGCUCAAUUGGGAUUAUUUGUUUACCACUUAAAUACAUGUGUGAAAUUUUACUAACACAGACAAACUGGUUUGAAAUUUUGUUAAUAGUCAAAGAACUAGAAACCAAAGCUGAAGAGCCUGCAGAGGUUGGUUUGGUUUAUUUUAUUUUAUUUUAUUUUUUUUAUAUAGACUGAAAACUGUAAUCUAUAGAGCAAUAUCUGUUUGGUCAGUUA